AUGGCUCGUCUCUUCGCUAUCAUCGCCACUCUUUUCCUUGCUUCGUCAACAGUUGUUGCUGCUCCGCUCGAUUUCGGAAAGAUCCUCAGCAAAUGCAACCUUGACCGCUUCAACAUCGUCACUUCUCUUGCCGCCACCGGCGUUGCCCUGGCCAAGAUUGACACCAGUGAUGCUGACAUGGCUGCGGCUGUCGGCACCGCCAAAUCCGGCCUCGUCAGCGCUGGCGAGGGCAUCGGCAAGAUCGCGCUCGCGCUGAUCUCUGGCGGUGCUCCUCCCGCGGACGCACGUGACCAGACCCAGCAGGGCCUGCUCAACGCCCAACAGGCGCUUGCUGGCGUGACCGCAAACGAGAAGACCAAGGCCAGCCUCGCGGCCGCGCAAACCAAACUCGCCAAGACGAUUCAGGACGGAAACGAUGUUGUCGCUGACUGCCAACCCUCGGCCUAA
This is a messenger RNA of Mycena indigotica, 447 nucleotides long. RefSeq lists its product as uncharacterized. Lineage: Eukaryota; Fungi; Basidiomycota; Agaricomycetes; Agaricales; Mycenaceae. The transcript has 3 exons. The coding region runs from base 1 to 447 and encodes 148 amino acids. The record is from RefSeq and is a predicted model, not a curated record.